UCUCCGUGUGUUGUUGCAAUGUGGUUUUCCUCUCAGGGAAGCACUAAAGCCCUGAAUUCUCAGUCUGGCUUGCACAUGCUGUCAGAGGCUAGCAGGAGACAGUUUUCGUUUUAAAACAAGGAGGAGAAAAAGCUUUCACUACUGACUCCUCUGGAAAGAAAAUGAAGAGUGCUGCCAGACCUUGGAGUGCAAUGGCAAAGCAAGGGAACCAUGGAAUUGAUCGAGGAAAAUCUCUCUCCACCACUUCCUCGGGCUUGAAGACCUCCAAAUCCUCUACUUCACUUGCUUUUGAAUCUCGGCUCAGCAAGCUAAAAAGAGCUAGCAGUGAUGACAUGUUAACAAAGCCAGGGGUGACAGCAGCCUCUGGUGUCUCCAGGCUGAAGAAGACCAUUACAACAGGAGCAAUUUCUGAGCUUGCUGAGAAUCGACUGAAGUCCAGCACAGGAAUUGUUUCAUCAGGGAAGCGCACAGGAAUUCCAGCUCCUCGGGAAAUUUCAUCAACUGUCUCCAGAGAGAGAGCUGUGUUGCGUGGUCCAGCCAACACCAGGAAAACUCAGCCCAGCCCAACUUCUUCUGGCACGCCCACCCCUACCAAGCACCUACGUCCUUCUGCCAAGUCCAAGCAAGAGAAUGAAACUGGGGACAAGGCAGUUCUGGAGUCCCAGGUUAAGGAACUCUUGGCAGAAGCAAAGACAAAAGACACUGAAAUCACCAAGCUCCGGAGUGAGCUGAAGAAAUGCAAACACAAAGGGUCAGUUAACUCUGAAGGGAUUGGUGCUUCAGACCAAAAUUUAGAAACAUUACCAUUAUCACCUGGUGACAUAGACCCAUUAAUACAGACUCUUCAAGAAAAGAACAGGACUUUUCAAAAAGAGCUUGCUAGCCUGGUGGAAGAAAACUGGGUUUUGAAGGAGAAAUUGAUUUAUCUAGAGCACUCUCCUCUCUCGGACACAACAACGAGCAGCGGGGGUGACAGCAGCUUCACAACCCCAGUCACUCAAGAAUCAAGUUUUGGAAGCCCAACAAAAAAUCUACUGAGAGGUGAACCAGAUGAGCCCAGACAGCGUAUGAAUGGAGAAGCAGUGCGAAAGUCAGGUUCUUCUAGCAGUGAUGUGACUAAAGCCUCCUUGUCACCUGAUGCAUCCGAUUUUGAACAUAUAGCAGAUGUACCUUCUAGGCCAACCUCCUCCAACAGCAACCCCUUCAAGGGUUCCAGAUGCUCCACCACAGGGAGUUCUCCGAACAACAUUAGUGACCUUUCUGUGGCCUCCCUGACGGAGAAGAUACAAAAAAUGGAAGAAAACCACCACAGCACAGCAGAAGAGCUUCAAGCCACUUUGCAGGAGCUGUCAGACCAGCAGCAAAUGGUGCAGGAGCUGACAGCAGAAAACGAGAAGCUAGUGGAAGAGAAAGCUCUGCUGGAGACCUCCUUUCAUCAGCACAAAGAGAGAGCAGAACAGCUUAGUCAAGAAAAAGAAAAGUUGAUGACUCUCCUACAAGAGCGAUCCAAGAAUGAAGAAACUAAAAUUCUGGAGGGGAAAAUCCUUGAACUGGAGCAGAAGUGCACAGAAUUGCUUGAGAAAGCACAGUUUGAAAGAGAGAAGCUGCUCAACAUUCAGCAACAAUUAUCCAGCAGCCUACGGAGCUUAGAAAGGGAGCACCAAGAUGCUCAAGAGGUGAUCAAGGGCCUGAGAGAGGAAAAUGAGAAGUUAGGUGGGCUUUUAGAAAUGGAACGACAGAACAGCAGCAUGGUUGCAAAGUCUCUAGAGGACUGUAAAGUUGCUUUAGAAGGCCUGAAGAUUGAAAAUGGAUCUCUCAAAACUCAGUUAGACAGUGAGAAACAAAAAGCGGCAGAGAUCAAUGCAAUGGGAUGUACUUCUGACAAUUCUGAGGUGCAAGAGAUGUUGAAAGUGGCUCAUGCAGAGAAGGAUCAUUUAGAACUAGCUUGUACAGAGCUCAGACAAGAGCUGCUGAAGGCAAACAGCGAAGUAAAACAUGUCCAGGGUCUACUGGCCAAGGUGGAGAAGGAAUGUGGUCAGCUGAAGGAGUUAUAUGACCGACAGGCUGAACAGUUGAGCAGAACCAGCCUGAAGCUGCAGGAGAAAACUUCUGAGAAUGAGUCUGAGAUCAAAAACCUGAAGGAGACCAUCUUUGAGCUGGAGGACCAGGUGGAGCAGCAACGUGCUAUCAAACUGCACAACAACCAGCUCAUCAGUGACCUGGAGAGUAACGUGAUGAAUCUAGAAGAGCACAAGCUGGAUCUGGAGAGGCAGCUGAAGGGUCUGACUAAGCAGAUAAAGGAAGAUGCAGAGGAGUGGAGGCGUUUUCAAGCUGACCUACAGACUGCAGUGGUGGUAGCCAAUGAUAUCAAGUGUGAGGCUCAGCAGGAGCUGCGGGUGGUGAAGAGGAAGCUCCAGGAGGAAGAGGAGAAAAGUGCCAAGCUGCAGAAGGAGCUGGAGGAACUGCAGGGCAGCAGCAGGCUGACAACUGAGGAGGUGAAUUCUGUAGAAGCAGAUACCACCAACCGCUGGCAAGGAGUCUGUGUCAGCAGGGCAUCACCCACUCCCUCAGAGUCUGCAGCUACUGUCAAAUCACUCAUCAAGUCAUUUGACUUGGGAUGCUCAGGGAGCACUGGGCAGAGUAUCACGGUUCACAAGGUCCCCAGGAGCCCUCUGAGUGGAAUUCCAGUGAGGACAGCCCCCGCAGCCGCUGUUUCCCCCAUGCAGAGGCAUACUGCUUACAGUAAUGCAAAGCUGCUCAGCGAAGGAGUCAACAAACACGCAGACCUUCCAGACCUACCCCUUGCAGACCUUCUAAAAGGGAGAAGUGAGGACCUGAAACCAGACCAUUACCUCCGCAAGAGCCCUUCCCUGGAGUCUCUGAGCAAACCCCCCUCAAUGGCCUUCAGCAGCAGGGUGCUGACCUCCAGCCCAAGCAGCCUGAAACCCCCCAGCAAACUCAGUGUGGAGAGAAAGGACCCAUUAGCAGCCCUGGCCCGAGAGUAUGGCGGCUCCAAGAGGAAUGCACUGCUGAAGUGGUGUCAGAAAAAGACUGAAGGUUACCCGAACAUAGACGUUACCAACUUCAGCAGCAGCUGGAGCGACGGGCUGGCCUUCUGCGCUCUCCUCCACACCUAUCUGCCUGCACACAUUCCAUACCAGGAGCUCAAUGGCCAGGAUAAAAAAAGAAAUCUGCUUUUGGCUUUUCAAGCUGCUGAAAGUGUGGGCAUCAAACCCAGUCUGGAACUCAGUGAGAUGAUGUACACAGACCGGCCAGACUGGCAGAGCGUGAUGCAGUACGUGGCCCAGAUUUACAAGUACUUUGAGACCUGAGCCCCAGAGCAGAAGGUGGGCAGAAGUGGGGAAGAGACUGAAGAAUGCCACAGAAGCACUUGAUCACUUUAAAAAUAGCCUAUUUUCUAUUCCAUGAGCCAGCCGAGGCUCCUAGGUUGCAAGGAAAGCUCUUCCACAAUUCUGAUCACAUCUCAGUAACCUUGGACUGCAGCCAAAUAAAAAUCCAUUGUCCACCUUUACAAACCAAAUACAGCUGUAAGUUUAUUUCAACAUGGAAACUAUAAGGAGUUUUCUGCCACUGUGGGAUAUUUCUGAAGAUGAUGCCCUUGUGCUUGAUAAUGAUUGCCUUUCAAACCAGAGUCUGCCAGCUGGAGAUUUGCCACAGAACAAAGUGAAUGCAACAUGUACUUUGUAAAUCAGUGCCUGAAGUAAUGCUGGCACUCAAGGGAUGCUGGCAGAGUAUUGUUAGUGAACCAGUUGACUACAGCGCUCCUCUAACAUAGUUACAAAUACAGCAGGUUUGUGUAGAGUAAACUCAUUACUCCAGGUUGUUCCUAAAUAAUCUGCAAGAAUGUGUAAAUACUUGUUACUUACUACCUAGAAGGCCUUGCUAGCUGUGCCCUGGGCAGUGAAGUGAAAUGCAUAGGUUAUUACUGUAUGUUUAGAUUUGAGGUUACUGUGUAAAAGAACACACAAGAGAUUAAUACCAAUGGCAACAUGC
This is a messenger RNA of Chelonoidis abingdonii (Abingdon island giant tortoise), 4014 nucleotides long. RefSeq names its product sperm antigen with calponin homology and coiled-coil domains 1 (gene SPECC1). Gene Ontology annotation, cellular component: cytoskeleton. Lineage: Eukaryota; Metazoa; Chordata; Testudines; Testudinidae. Gene Ontology annotation, molecular function: structural constituent of cytoskeleton; protein binding. The record is from RefSeq and is a predicted model, not a curated record.